Molecule: messenger RNA, 2447 nt
Organism: Ascoidea rubescens DSM 1968
Lineage: Eukaryota; Fungi; Ascomycota; Saccharomycetes; Ascoideales; Ascoideaceae
Product: tetratricopeptide repeat protein
Exons: 2
Coding region: 160-2184 (674 amino acids)
Biological process (GO): cell division
Molecular function (GO): protein binding
Source: RefSeq, a predicted model, not a curated record
UAUAACAAAACCUAUAUAAUAUAAUCCACAAACAAAGCUUUUAUACCUUGAAAACACCUUAAAAACAAUUAAACAACUUGAAAACAACUUGAAGACACUCCAAUUCUUUAAUCCUUUAACCCUUUAAUUAUCUAAUUAUCUAUAAUAUAUUCCUUUAUAAUGCCUUCAAAACACAGACAACUCGAAUCUCCUCAUCCUACGCAGAAUAGAAUAAAGCGUCAAAACACCUCUCCCAACAACAGCUCAAUAAUCACUCUAUCUCAACAAGAUGAUUCAUCCUCUUUUUCCUUAAGUAUAUCCGAAACUUGGGCAUAUACUGCUUCUUUCGCCCUAUCUCUAAAUGAAUUUAAAAUAGCAAUAUCUUCUUGUGAAAGAGCCUUGGAACAUAAUCCCGCCAACGGUAAAGCCAUCUGUACUCUAGCUACUUCCUAUCGUUUAAAUCCCUCCAUAAAUAGCAAAACUUCUGACUGCUCAAAGGUAUUAACUCUCAUGAAAAAUGCUAUAAGCCAAUAUCCAACCCUAUCAAAUGAUUCAAAUUUACUUGUAGAAUUAGCAAGAUGUUACCUCAUAUCUGAUGACCCGACAGAAGCAAAUAACGUCCUACAAAAGGCCCUGCUAAUUUGCGAUACUGAUCCCGAAAUCUUCUUCUUAAAGGGCAAAGUCUUUAUAAGCAUGGGCUCAAAAUCAGAGGCUUUAGAAGCCUUUGGAACUUGUUUAUCUCUUUUUCCAUCUGAUUACAGAUAUGAUUCAAAUUCUGUUUUUCUAGCAAACUCUUGCCAUAGCGAAUUAGCCAAUAUUUAUGCCUCUGAAGGAAACACCAACACAGCUAUAGAAGAACUAAACAAAAUGAUAAUAAAUCCAACAACUGAAAUCGAAUUAUACAACCUAAUAGAUCUUUGGUGUGCAUUAUCUGUUGCCAAACAUCGCUCUGAUGAUUCAACUGGCGCUUUAAACACAAUCCACAACGCUAGAAGUAUCUUGGGCUUUUCCUCAGAGGCAAACUAUCGUUUUGAUUUAAUUGAAUCCUUUUUAUUAUUAAACAGCGCUGAGUUUUUUAAUCCUCGAAAAGUCAUUGAUCUAUUAUCUCCUUAUAUCUUGCCAGAAUAUAACUCGAGUGAAAUAUAUUCUGCUGACUUCCUACCCUUUUACUUUGUUGGUCAUGCUCAUUUCAUGACUGAAAAUGUUUCAAUGGCUUAUUCGAUGUUCCAAACUGUUCUAACAAAAUGUACAACCUCACCAUUGCCUUGGUUAGCAAUGGGUACUGUCUAUCUAAAAAUUGGUCAGUUAAAGGAUUCUUUAUACGCCUUUUCGCAAGCUGCAAAAUUAGAAGACAUUAUCAAUCCAUUGGCCUCUGCCGACGCUCUUUCCAAUGCCUGGCAAGGUUUAUCUGCAGUUUAUGAAAGAUGUGAUGAUCAAACUCAAGAUGCUGCAGAUGCUUGUGAUAGAGCUGCUUUUAAUGCUAAAAGAGCUGGCGAAACAGAAAUGGCAAGCUUCCUUGAAAAAAGGGCCCAAGCUUUACACGCUGCUACUAGAAAACAAGGCCCCCCUCCUGAACCUAGCAAUCCUCCCGGUAUUCCAGUUAUAAUGGUAAGAGAGUUGACUAUACUUUCAUUUCAAGAUAGAGUUGCCUUAGCCACAAGAGAAAGAUCUGACCCUAAACCAAUUUCAAGAUUCACCUCAGAUAGUCAAAUUUUACAAUACCCUGCUCCUCCACAAAUGCCUUUAUUACAACAACAACAGCAACAACAACAACUUCAAUCACAACCUCAACCUCAACCUCAACCUUUACCCCUUCAAGAACCUUUACAACCACAACCACAACCACAACCACAACCUCAACCUCAACAGCCUCAACAACAACCACAACAACCACCACACCUUCAAAUUCAACCUAUUCAACAAAUGGCACAAAACUCUCCUACACAGCAAACUCCCAAUGGCUCAAUUAGUUCAUACCAAUAUACCCCAAUUAAUAUGCAACAACAGUUUGUUUCAGCUCCUCCUCCUUCAACACCAAACAUGCAUACUGGUAUGGCUCAACCAAUGCCACCCCAACAACAAAUUCAGCAAUCACCAGUCGAUCCUAUUCGUGCUAAUAAACCACCAUCACAACAAAAUGACUACCGUUAUGGUCCAUAUUAUCCUAUAGCUCAAACAAAUAAUCAAUAUUCCAAAUUGAGAUAGUUUUUAUAUAAUUUCUCUUUCACAUUAAUUUUUUUUUCUUAUUUUAUGAAGUGGUUUGCAAUGUAAAUAUUAUGUUUUAUUUCUGAUGAUCGUUUACAAUAUGGUUUGAAAUCUUUAUUUUUAUUUCAUUAUAAUUUAUUAUGGUUUUUGAUUUACAUGUUUUAUACAAUUUCAUGCAAUGGUAUUUUAAUUCUUGAUUCUUCAUUUCUUAGCGUAAGAUUCGACCAUUCAUCUGUAGUUUUUUUAUAUUUUAUAUUUUAUAU